Messenger RNA from Entelurus aequoreus (snake pipefish), 4711 nucleotides. It is a transcript of the gene znf362b, whose product is annotated as zinc finger protein 362b. Gene Ontology annotation, cellular component: nucleus. The coding region runs from base 16 to 1476 and encodes 486 amino acids. Gene Ontology annotation, molecular function: RNA polymerase II cis-regulatory region sequence-specific DNA binding; DNA-binding transcription factor activity, RNA polymerase II-specific. The record is from RefSeq and is a predicted model, not a curated record. Gene Ontology annotation, biological process: central nervous system development; regulation of transcription by RNA polymerase II. NCBI's taxonomy places the organism in Eukaryota, Metazoa, Chordata, Actinopteri, Syngnathiformes, Syngnathidae. The transcript has 10 exons.
AGAGAGUACACCGCCAUGUGCUGUUCUGCACAGAGGCUGCAGUGGCACCCAGAAGUGAACAAAGCGACCCGGAAGCGCUGCUGGAACUGGAGGCAGGCAGAAAGAAAGAACAUCCAGUCUUUUUUAUAUGAAAGCUGUGCUGGCAAGACAAUACCUGCAGUCAGGACCAAAAGGAUGGCGGAGCCUCGAUUUAACAACCCUUAUUUCUGGCCGCCACCUCCAUCCAUGCCUGGCCAGCUGGAUAACCUGGUGCUCAUUAACAAGAUCAAAGAGCAGCUGAUGGCCGAGAAGAUCCGACCCCUGCACCUGCCGCCUACCUCCACCCCUUCCCAGCAACCCUUGUUGGUGCCCACCUCCCCGGAUGGCAACGCCCAGCAUGGUAUGCAGAUGCCUAAGCCGCAGCAGGUGCCCAGUCACCACCCACAGAGUUCCGUACAGUUAGACAUCGCUUUACACGGCCGGCAAGUCUCCAACUCUGGACCAGAUGGAAACAUGGACGACAAGGCAGCUCUGAAGGCCAAGGGAUUAUGGGAAGACUGGCACAUGAGGCAACUGAGUGAGCAACACAGCCGCAACAACCAUCGCUCAGGUCUGUCUCCUUCAUCCCGACCCGACAGCCACAGCACCUCAGAGGUUCUAACUCCCACGACUCUAACCUCAAGCAGCCAGAACCGCAUGGGCGGUGCCCCCUCUGUCAAUAUCCUCUCCGGGUUGGCGAGUGGCAUGGACCACAUGAAGGUUGGAGGCCUGGCAGGACUGUUGGGCCCCCCACCCAAAGCACCGCGAGGGCGUAAGAAGAUUAAAGCUGAGUCAGGUCCUCUGCUGGUUGUCCCCUACCCGAUUCUAGCGGACCAAGGCUGCAUCACUGUGGCACCCAAAGAGGGGAAAACCUACAGAUGCAAAGUGUGCCCACUCACCUUCCUGACCAAAUCGGAGAUGCAGAUCCACUCCAAGUCCCAUACGGAGGCCAAACCGCACAAGUGUCCCCACUGCUCCAAGACGUUCGCCAACGCCUCUUACUUGUCACAGCACCUGCGCAUCCACCUGGGUAUCAAGCCCUACCACUGCUCCUACUGUGAGAACUCCUUCCGCCAGCUCUCACAUCUGCAGCAGCACACCAGAAUCCACACCGGCGACAGACCCUAUAAAUGUGCUCACCCUGGAUGUGAAAAAGCUUUUACGCAGCUGUCCAACCUUCAGUCUCACCAGAGGCAGCACAAUAAAGACAAGCCAUACAAAUGUCCCAACUGCUACCGUGCCUACUCCGACUCAGCAUCGUUGCAGAUCCACUUGUCGGUGCACGCCAUCAAAAACGCCAAGGCCUACUGCUGUAGCAUGUGUGGCCGGGCGUACACCUCAGAGACCUACCUUAUGAAGCACAUGUCCAAACACACGGUGGUGGAGCACCUCGUAAGCCACCAGUCCCCCCAGAGGACCGAGUCCCCAGGUAUCCCUAUACGGAUCUCUCUUAUCUGAGCCGUCUGGUGCUCAGUGCGGUCCAAUUUAAUGUCAACUUUAGGCAGGAGCUUUCCGGGCCCUGCACCUAAGGCCAUCUACAUAAGGCUUACAUUAGCAUUAUGACAGCUGACAUAAGCAUUCAGCGCUAGAGUCGAGAGCAGCGCGCCUCCUUCCGUCUUGAUGCGGGCGUCCAGUGGAAAACGAGCACGGCUUUAUUUUGUGAAUGUAACAAAUACAGCUAGAUGUUGUCCAGAGGAUGGAGUGGCAAAGAAUGUCUUGCGUCAGAUUUAAUAAGCACUUUCGUAAGCGUCAUGUAAAAAGCCAGAUGCAUCGGCCAUCCAAAAUGUGUUUUUUGCCCCCCUCCUCCAUGAAAUGGGUUUCCAAAUACGCCAGAUGAUAAAUGCUCCUCGAGGAAAAAAAUGAAUUAAGUUUUAAAAUGUUUGCUGGGUGUAUUCUGGAGAUAUCCAAAGAUAAUCUCAAAGCACUUUUUAGGCCAUGUCGUGUUGGCUCAAAUUGUUUAAAUCAUGUCUGAUGAGAAAAUGCCAAAAAGGGCAUUAUUUGUGGCAGCUAAGAGCACUGACUGCGUAGAAAACAGUCUUUUCUGUUAUUUUUUCCUUUGUUGUACUCACAUUAUUUGUGCAAGAAUACAUUUACAGGGUCAUUGAAAUUUGAAGAAAGGCAAUCAGAUGACUGAAGCAUUUAGUGAUCAUUCUGUUUUACCGAUGCAAGGAAGGAGGAAGUUAAAGGAAUAAUCUUUAAAUUUUACUCCCCCUUCGACGGCACCUUGGGAUCAUACCAUAUGAUCGAAGUAACACUGCUUUUUAAAUGACCUUUCCCGUUACAUCCCACAAACUAGUGCCAUAUUUUGAAAGCCAAUCUUGUAAUAUUUGUCCACUUCCUCCAAUCAGUUUGACAAGUAUUUGUUGCUGAGGUCCUAGUCAUUGUAAGGUAAGCUCAGCUCUACUUUAAGAACAAUAUAAGUAAAAAAGUACACAUUUUAUUUUAUUCAAGUAGCAAAUUUAACUCUAAUCAUCGGACCAAAAUGUGAAGCAACUGUACAGCACUCGCUCAGUAAGGAUUUUUGUCAUCAGAUGAAUUGUUUUGAAAUUAACUGCAGUAUAAACAUCUUCCAUUAUGCUUACAUGGGACGCCUUACUCUUGUAUGUUCUCUCUCCAGUAGUAUUAUUUUUACUGUACACAGUAUUCUUUGUUGGGUUUUUCCUGUUGUACUUUUUAACCUCUGGAUGGUACUAAUAGGGUUGGCUGUAUUUUUCAGGGCACUUACAGAAAGGUGCUAUGUAUGACAAGGCGUCACAUCCAGGAUAAAAGCACGAAUAAUGUUUAAAAAAAAAAAACUUUAAAAAAAUUGGUAAACUGAAAUAGUCAAAGCGUAGUCCUGGGCAACAAUUGACACUUGACACCAAUGACAAACAACACAUCCUGCCUCUUUAAAAAAACAUUUCUGUUUGGAAAUCAUGGACAAUAUCCAUGUUGCUGUACGGUUUAACAUAUUACUCAUUUAUAGUAUAUAUUUUAAAGGUUUAUGGACAAAAGUAUUUGGACAUGUCAUGCUUUGCUGAUAGAAGCGAUCAGGACUUAAUGUCAGCAUUUGGGGUGACCAGAUCCCAAUUUAGGACUACGUUUUUGUUGGACAAUGUGGGAAACCAAUGCAUAGAAGUUGCUUGAAAUAACUUAAAAAAACAUUAAAAGUUUUGCUUUUCAAGUUAUAACAUAACUACAUUUUACCAGGCGGUGAUUCAGUAGCAUAUUACAGACUGCAAAUAAAAGCUUAAAUAUAUGUUAUUUAAAUACAACUUUCCCGAGCGCUCUCACGUAAGAAAACAGUAAGCAUGGUGCUUUGGGAAAAAUUGCACCUGAAUAUUAAAAAGACUACCAAAAACAAUAAAUAGGCUGUCUCUCUGUGAAGAAAAGGCCAAAACAUGAAAUAAAAUGGCAUAUCGACUUUCGACAAACAAAAUUGUACUUCAAUUUUGAACAUCUUGAAAUACAGUUUUCCCCCCUAGUUUCGAAAACAGGGUUGAGUGAUUUGUUUUGUCUAUUUUUUGUUGCUUUAAUUUCCAAAACAAAUGUGGUGUACUGGUUCAAUUGUGGUGAUGGGCACACCUUACUCACUCGGUUUGAAGCUGACAUAUUCUCACACAGGGACAUUUAGCUUUGCAAUCAUAUUUUUUUCCUCCUAAUUCCCACUGUGUUACCACCUUGCAGUGCUUCACCGGUGUCACAGCACUGUGUGUGCGUAAGCUAGCGGUUCCACCUCCAUCCACAGAGACAAAGAGAGUGGAUGACUGGAAAAAGGGUUCACUUUAUUAAAUUAAUUCUGGUAUUGAACAAAUGUGCCCAGGUGCUUAAACUGAUGCAGAGUGAACCGUCUUGCAGCCCGUUUGGAGAGACGGUGAAAACCAACACGCACGGACAUGGCAAUUUAUCGAUAUUGGCAAAAGAGUUUAUUUUAUUAUAUCGUUUGAUUUAUUGAUUAUCGGCCCAGCACGAUCUGACUGUCAAAAACAAUGCAGUACAACUUCUCAAUUUGCGGCACUUGUGAAAAAUAAUGGAAAUGUUUGAUUGUCCCGCACAUCUGGUCACCCUAGUAAGCAUACAAAAGGUGCAACGACAGCUUUGGGUUUGAGAUAGGCCCCAUUAAAAGACAUGUGGUACAAUGCUAUGCUCCAAACUUUGCGGUAAACAUUUAUCAAAAGACAAUCUCUAUAUUCCAACAUGACUCUGCCCUAGUGUACAAAUCAAGGAUAUGAACUCCAAAAUCUCAUGGAAAGCCCUCCAAGAAGAGUGACUACAACAGCAUUAUCAUUGGUGGCCAAAUACUUUUGCCUAUAUAUUGGAUAUUCUGUUUGGAGAGGGAAAAAAAACUAUAUAUGACCUUUUAGUCUUUGUAUGUUAUUAAUCAUGUUUUGUAUUGGUUAUUUUACAUGUAAGCCUUAACUGUUUUAUCAUGACAUCUCCAUUACUCUGUAUUGUGUUCUGCAGUAUUCAAUCCGGUUUUAUUUUUUCCAUUUUCCCUCCCGCAUGGAGCUGUAAUCUGUAUAACCGUUUAACCGGAGUUUUUUUUAUGGGAAAAAAAUAUUGCGUAGAUUUAUUAAACCUUUUCCUGUCUUGCAUUGUGGCUUCAUAUACGGUUUGUAGACAACGUAAUAUGCACAACCAAGACUGAGAAGUUAACCCAUGGGUUAGCAAUGUUUAAAAAGAAAAAGCUUUGUAUCUUUACCUUGUUUAAUAA